Psammomys obesus (fat sand rat) is the source of this 2127-nucleotide messenger RNA. It is a transcript of the gene CUNH5orf22, whose product is annotated as chromosome unknown C5orf22 homolog. Bases 30 to 1418 code for a protein of 462 amino acids. The transcript is spliced from 9 exons. The record is from RefSeq and is a predicted model, not a curated record. NCBI's taxonomy places the organism in Eukaryota, Metazoa, Chordata, Mammalia, Rodentia, Muridae.
AAAAGGGCAGUGGGGCGCGCGGCUUGGAGAUGCCGGGCACCUCCGUGGGUGCCUCGGAGUCCCCGCAGCCUGAGUCGCGCGGAGACAUGAGUGACACCGGAGGCGACCACACGCUCCUCAGGCGCUACCCCAAGCUCCCGGUGUGGGUGGUGGAGGACCACCAGGAGGUCCUGCCCUUCAUAUACCGGGCCAUAGGUUCGAAGCAUCUUCCUGCCAGCAAUAUAAGUUUCUUACAUUUUGAUUCACAUCCAGACCUUCUUAUUCCUGUGAAUAUGCCAGCAGACACUGUGUUUGAUAAAGAAGCACUGUUUGGAGAAUUAAGUAUUGAAAAUUGGAUUAUGCCUGCAGUUUACGCUGGCCAUUUUUCUCACAUAGUAUGGCUUCAUCCCACAUGGGCUCAGCAAAUCAGAGAGGGCAAACACCACUUCUUAGUAGGCAAAGACAUUUCUACCACAACAAUCAGGGUUACAAGUACCGAUUAUUACUUCCUAAGUGAUGGUCUUUUUGUACCUGAAGAUCAGCUAGAGAACCAAAAACCUUUACAAUUGGAUGUGGUUAUGGUAGAACCGUUCAAACUCUGUAACAAUCAAGAUGAUGGUGACUCUGUGUCUUCUGCCAAGAAGCCCAAGCUGGCACUGGCAGGUAGAGAGAGCACUGCUGCUUCUAAUGGGGACGCGUGCUCAGAAGGACUUCAGGCGGAUGCAGUGACACUGAGAAGUGACCAUGCUUGCCAAGAGCCGUCUUGCUCAUAUCCUUCCGGAGAUCAGCCGCGCCAGAGCACAGCCAGCCGUGGGGCGAUCCUGGAAAUGCUCAAGACUGGAGAUGCAUUUGUUUUAGAUAUUGACUUGGAUUUUUUUUCUGUCAAAAAUCCCUUCAAAGAAAUGUUCACUCAGGAUGAGUACAAAAUUCUCCAGGAGCUUUACCAGUUUAAAAAGCCGGACAGUAACCUCACUGAGGAAGAUUUGGUAGAUAUUGUUGAUACUCGAACUCAUCAGUUAGAAGAUUUAGAAGCAACUUUUGCGGAUUUGUGUGAUGGUGACAGUGAAGAAACUGUGCAGAGAUGGGCUUCAAAUCCCGGAAUGGAAUCACUAGUUCCACUUGUACAGAGUUUGAAAAAACGGAUGGAAGUACCAGACUAUGAAAUGGUUCACCAGGCUGGGCUAACCUGCGAUUAUUCAGAACUUCCUCAUCAUAUCAGCACAGAGGAAGAAAUUGAGUAUCUUAUUCAGGCUGUGUAUUGUUUAUUGAAGAAUCUACCAAAGCCUACUCUUGUGACAAUUGCAAGGUCGAGUCUGGAUGACUACUGUCCUCCUGAGCAAGUUGACAGCAUUCAGGAAAAGGUCCUCGGCGUGCUGCAGUCUCUCUACGGGACCCUGGACACUCACCUGGUAUAUUCAGCAGAGUCUCCUCCAUGUUGAAACAGACAGAGCACUGGGCUCCUGUGCAUUUUGCUACAGCUGCAGGGCUCUUGUUCAUGAGCCUUCCAGAGUGCACUUCUAUGUUAACUUUUAGUUGAAAUAAGUCAGAUACUUUUACAUCUCCGGGCAAUAUCAGUUGUUGAAUAUGGCAUUUGGGGUAGAGGUAGGGUUGGUUGGUUGGUUUUAUAGUUUUUACAUCAAAAUCUGUUAACCUCAGUUGAUGGGAACUGUUGGUUAUCUUUCUUGCUUCCCAUUGUUGUCUUUGAUUUUUGUGAGAGAUUUUUUUCCUCUUUCCCAAACAGAACUUCAUUAUACUAUAUGAGACAUGUUAUAUACAUAUGAAACUUAUUUAUUUAUUCAUUCAGCUAAUGUUUAUUUAGCACUUUCAUGUGCCAGACACUGUUGAACAAGAUGCCCUACUUUCCUGUGGGAAACAUAAGAAGCAAAUAAUAGUGGGCAGUCUCAGGAAAAAGGAGAGAACCACAAAUGUGUCUUGGGCAUGCUGUCAGUUCUCAGGGUAACGUGGCUUGUAGGAAAGUAACAUUCUCAAAAGUGAUUCAAAAAAACAUCCUUGCCAGUCCAUAAAAAUCUUACAGCAAGUCUGCCGGUCUAAGGAUUGUGGGAAUUGUGCUAAACAUUGCUGAAUGUUCUCUAGCCUUGUUUUUGUGCAAGAGGUCUAGUUGAAUAAACCUGACCACACAAAAUUUCA